Molecule: messenger RNA, 2160 nt
Organism: Bombyx mori (domestic silkworm)
Lineage: Eukaryota; Metazoa; Arthropoda; Insecta; Lepidoptera; Bombycidae
Exons: 5
Coding region: 200-700 (166 amino acids)
Source: RefSeq, a predicted model, not a curated record
GCUCCCUACGUCACGGUCAGCUGUUCAAACACGGCGACGUCGUGAAACACUGAGUGACGCAAUUUUAUCAUGAGGAUCACAGUGACUCAGCCCCGCCUCAGAACUUAUAGCACUGAACCGGCGAGCCCAGGGGCAGACCUGUACACGACGUCGGAGCAGAAGCACGUGCUUGGAUAGUGCAGUGUAGUGACAGUGAGAGAUGGAGAAGCUCGUUCUGUGUUUAGUGUUGUUUGCGGUUGUAGCCGUGCAAGCGAGACACCAGUUCCCUAGAGUCAGCGAGCGCCUUGGGGAACCCUUCAGGAUAGGGGAAUACAUCAAAGUUGUCUGCACGUCAGAACUCAGCAACGAAAGGGAUCACAUCAUGGAAAAGUCGAGAUGCGGUGAACCGAAGGAUGUCUUCGUGCAGUUAAAACCUAACUCACCUCACGAGCUGGUGAGCCCUAGCGCGGUUUGGGUGAAGAACUGUGUCGGGAUUUGCGAUUAUGACAAUGAAGGAUCCUGUAUUGCGACUGAAACAAAAAUCAGACACAUACCGGUACGAAUAUACAAUGGAAAUACGAAUAAAGAAUCAUGUGCCACGUACGCGGUGGAGGAGCACGUCAAGUGUGGGUGCUGCGCCCUGAGUCCCGACCACUGCGUCUCCCCCAGGGUGUUCAAUCCUCACGGACAUGACUUGGAACCGAGCUCACUGCAAAUGUGAAAAGAUAUAGAUCGGAGCGGCGACCAAGACUCCACCAAGAAUACGGCUCAAGCUAAUACGGCUGAUGGCAUUGAAUUAUAGUGACGGACCAAUGACGCUAGACUAAACAUGAUUAUGAUGAUACUAAAUCAGUAUACGCAACGACUGACUGAUAAUGUGUCUUAAAAUUAAUGAUAAGUUGUGAAUUUAAACAGUAUUAUAAAUUGUAAGUUAUUUAUUAUUUUCUAUGAUUAUAUCAAAAAGGGGCCAAAUGGUGUUUGUGUAGGUACGUGUUGUAUCACUUUUUGGUAUGUUUUUUUUAUUUAUUUAUUUAUCUCGGGUACUUAAUUAUGUAAGUUCAGUAUUUUUGUUUUGUCCCAUCGUCGGCAUCGUAAAACAACGUUUGUCCGAUGAGAGUGCUUAUUGCGAGCUUUUUAACUACUCGAUCGCGUAAAGGUUAACUCAAAUUUGUAUGGAGUUCAAACAGCUUCCCUUCGUUUUCCGCUAGGGGCGCUGUUCCAACUCUAUACAAAUUUGAGUUAACUUUUACGCUAUCGAGAACGUUAAGAAACUCGCACUAAGCACACAAGUAGGUUCAUAAAAAUUGACAAGUAUUAUUCUACUGAGAGUAUUUUAAGUAAGUUAUUGGCAUUAGACGUACGCACAGAUGUUAAUUCAAUUAUUUUAUAAGGCUGCUCAUGUCAAAAUGUAUAUUCAUUUAAAUAGAAAACGGCUAGUCUAAAUUCGGUUUCUAGCUGUUUGCUGAGAUUGGUGUCAAACAAUAAAAUAGUAUGUCCAUAAUAUCCCAUAAUUAUAUAAUUAAGAUGCAGGCAUGCGUGGAAGAUGGAGAUAUACUCUCAUAACGCAUCCAGUUUUCUUUUAAGGUAUUAAUUGAUAUGUGAUUUUGUAACUAAUUUUGAUGACGUAGUCCCAAAAUUUUCUUUGUGAAUGUAAAAAGUAAUUUGUAAAUAUUAACGUGUAGGAAAUAUUGCUAGUUAAAAAUUUAUUUAUUUCUUAAAAGAGUACCUACUUCUCGUAAGAUCAGUUUUGUAGGCUUAAGAAUGUAUUUAGAAGAAAUUUGACAAUGUCGUAUGUUGGAUCGUAGGUUCACGAUGUCGGCGAUUUAGUUUAGGGCGUAAUUUAAAUAAAAUAUGCGCAAUUCCUAAAUUGUGAUAUAGGUUAAAUUCCAUUAGGGUUAAUUUUUGAGUUGAAACUGCUCCUAGUCAAGCAAGGUUUCUUUUGUGGGUUUCUCUUUUGUAUUUUAGCUCUCUUCACGGUGCCUCCUUUAGCGAGAUAUGACCUAGUCUGCCGAAGUGCCAAAGGCAUGGAAUCUCAAUUUGAUUUUUGUUUAAUUUAUUUAUUUUAGCGUGUGUACUUAAUAGCUUUAAAAGCUAACUGAUGGACAUGAUUAGUCGUAAGUUCAUUGUAAAUUUUUGUUAAUAUUUCUAAGGAUUUCAAAAUAAAUAAAUUAAUCUGCACUA